AUGCGCGCCUCCCACAUCCUCGCCGCCCUGGGCGCAGCAACCACAACCACAACCCACCUCGCCCAGGCCCAAAACACAAGCCCCCUCCCGGACGCAGUCGCAGCCGCAGUGCAGUCCUCCGCCGACUGCACCAGCACCAGCCCCAGCACCACAUCCGCAACAACGACAUGGACCCUCCCGCCCGUCUCGGCGACGUCCACGCACCCGGCCAGCUUCACCGUGACCAUCGACCUCUCCAACGGCACGUCCUCGGCGUCGUCGUCGGGGGCCUCGGCGGCGCUGUCCACGGCCACGACGACGACCGCCGGCACCGACGGCACCGGGAGCCCGUCGCCGUCGUCGCCCACCGGCACCGUCGCGGCGGCCGGGGAGGGCCUGUCGACCGACAGCAGCAUGCUGGGGCUUGUGGUCUUCUUUGCGCUGUCGCUGUGCCUGCUGUGA
Messenger RNA from Diaporthe batatas, 441 nucleotides. RefSeq lists its product as uncharacterized. The record is from RefSeq and is a predicted model, not a curated record. NCBI's taxonomy places the organism in Eukaryota, Fungi, Ascomycota, Sordariomycetes, Diaporthales, Diaporthaceae. The coding region runs from base 1 to 441 and encodes 146 amino acids. The transcript has a single exon.